CAUACUUUCACUAUCAAAUUCAAUCAAUGCAGCAGUACCACCGUGUCCGUUGAUAACAAACUCCCAUGGAAGCGGGAACUGCGUUCCGUGUCGUGGGUGUUGUCACUGUCAACACUCACAUUCCCAUUCCCAUUUUCAAGAAAUCCAAAACCACCGCAUUCCAAUCUCGCUUCUUCACUUGUUCAUCUCCCUCUCCUUCUUCCACUAGUUACCGAGGUCCCAAACCCAAACGCGAUUUCCUCGCCGAUUGGGUUUCCCAAAACGACGACGUCGUUCGCACCUUACCGAUCUACGUCGGCUCCGCCUCCCUCUUCGCCGUCCUCUUCAAUCGCGCCAUUUCCGGCAUCGCCCCCGUCGCCGACGCCGGCAGUUCACAAUCCAGAGCUGACCUCUUGACUUUAGGAUUGGCAGUCACCAAUAUUUUGGCUGGCCUUGUUUGGCUCUCCAUAAGACCCAAAUCUAUAGCUGUGGUAAAUCCUCAAGGGGUUCAAUGCAGGAGGUUGUGCACUGCUCUCCCUCAUGUUGCACUUACUGAGCUGCUCUGGGUAUGGGAAUCUCUAUCAGAUAUCACCUGCUGCCGAUCACUUGUUAUUGUUUAUGAGAGCAGUUGUGUACUUCAAAUUGGUUUUGCUGCAGAGUCUUCUUCCGGGGAUGGUGAGGCUGUAAGUGUGGACAUUAAUAAAUUGAUCCAAGGAUCAGUAUACCAGGGUGUAAUGAAAUCUGGAGCCCAGAGUUACUUGGCUAAUCUAUCUCUUUAUCCUGGGAAAUCUGAGCUGUCAUUUCUACCUUCAAAUACUCAGGCAGUAAUUUUACAACCACUUGGAGAUAAAGGAAUUGCAAUUAUUGGUGGUGACACAAUACGAGGUUUUACUACUUCUGAUCAGGCAUGGAUUACAUUCAUAGGAGACAAGUUGGAUUCUACCCUUGCAAAACAUGUAAAGCAUCUUCGUCUUACUUCCCCAGAAUAAGUUUCAAAGAUUUGCAAGGUAGCCUCUGAUUGUUGUUAAUUCCUGAUUUCAGUGUAAUAAAUCCUAGAACCUUCAGCUGAGUUCUUCAGGAUACGUUGUUCAUAUUAGUCCCAUGUAUGUAUCUUUCAUCCAUUUCAUAUGGCAGUACUUAAUACCAGACUAAUUUAUUGUUAAGAAUAGUAAAUUGUAUAAAUCAGCACAUUUUUGUCAGACUAUGUGCGAAAUGUAAUUGGUUUAUUUUAGAAAAUUGAUUACUUUUGUCA
Lotus japonicus is the source of this 1231-nucleotide messenger RNA. Its product is annotated as protein COFACTOR ASSEMBLY OF COMPLEX C SUBUNIT B CCB4, chloroplastic. Gene Ontology annotation, cellular component: chloroplast. Lineage: Eukaryota; Viridiplantae; Streptophyta; Magnoliopsida; Fabales; Fabaceae. The record is from RefSeq and is a predicted model, not a curated record. Gene Ontology annotation, biological process: cytochrome b6f complex assembly. The transcript has 6 exons. Bases 66 to 968 code for a protein of 300 amino acids.